Molecule: messenger RNA, 1605 nt
Organism: Triplophysa rosa
Lineage: Eukaryota; Metazoa; Chordata; Actinopteri; Cypriniformes; Nemacheilidae
Gene: setd6
Product: SET domain containing 6, protein lysine methyltransferase
Exons: 9
Coding region: 114-1487 (457 amino acids)
Biological process (GO): peptidyl-lysine monomethylation
Cellular component (GO): nucleus
Molecular function (GO): protein binding; protein-lysine N-methyltransferase activity
Source: RefSeq, a predicted model, not a curated record
AGUGCUCGUCACAUGGAGCCAAAAUACAGAAUCACUGUAUAAUAUUGUGUGAUCGUCAUAAAUUUAACAUUUUUAUAGUUCAUAUCACUCAUCGACCAGCUGUUUUUGAAGAAAUGGCGACAGAUGCUAAAAGGCCAAAGAGAGAUGGUGACAGUGAUGUGGUUGACCCAUUGAGGAACUUUAUAUUGUGGUGUGACAGUGGGAACUUGGCUCUCAGUGAUAAGGUCUGCUUAAGUAAAGAGGGCACAGUUGCAGAAUAUGGAAUGCUUGCCAAAGAGGACAUUGAAGAGGGACACGUUUUAUUCUCCAUACCCAGAGAGUGUCUUCUGCAUCAGGGCACCACUGCUAUCGAAAAGGUGCUUGAAGACGGUAAGAAAUCUUUGGAGAGCGCUUCAGGCUGGGUUCCUCUUCUUCUAGCUCUCCUUUACGAGUACACGUGUCCGCAGUCACACUGGAAGCCGUACCUGUCCCUCUGGCCAGACUUUAGUAUACUAGAUCAUCCCAUGUUCUGGGCGGAGGAGGAGCGGGAUACACUUUUGAAAGGCACAGGAAUUCCAGAGGCUGUCAAAACUGAUGUGGAAAAACUUGAGGCUGAAUAUAACAACAUAGUACUUCCGUUCAUGAAGUCCCACCCUGAUCUGUGGGACCCUGAGAGGCACACGCUAGAGCUCUACAAGAAAUUGGUGGCUUUUGUGAUGGCCUACAGUUUUCAAGAGCCUGUAGAAGACAAAGACGAAGAUGAAGAGAGAGCACCCAACCCACCAAUGAUGGUGCCCAUGGCUGACAUGUUAAAUCACAUCUCUAAGCACAAUGCCAAUCUGGAAUAUACAAUUGAUUGUUUGAAGAUGGUCACUGUACGGCGUAUUGAAAAGGGGGAGGAGGUCUUUAAUACGUACGGUCAGAUGGCAAACUGGCAGCUCCUGCACAUGUACGGCUUUUCAGAGCCAUUUCCAACCAACAGCAACGACACCGCAGACGUCCAGAUGUCCAGUGUGUACAAAGCAGCAAUGCAAGCGACGAAAAGUAAAACAGACGAGCAGCUUUUAAUAGACAAGUGGAACAUGUUAUCUGAGAUGGAGAAUGUUGGGGAGAAAGGGGUUUUCAUCUUUGGUCAAUCUGGGUGUCUCACCUACUGUGAGCUCUACACAACACUCAAGGUCCUCUGCAUGUCGCCACAAGAGUUUAAGGAAUUUCAUGAAAAUGAAGGUUGGGAGGAUGAUGAUGGUGAUGAUGAUGAUAAAAUGGAGUAUGCAUUCAGUUUCGAGGGACUGACGGAAUUGACGACAGAGUGGAAACGGCUCGUACAUGCAGCGGCGGGACUCGCACUGGACUCUUAUUCUGAGGAUGUAGAAACUGACAGAAGACUGUUGGGGGAUCAGGAAGCUCUGGGUAAACUCAAAAGCAGGGAAAUAAGAGCAUUGCAUGUGCGGUAUGGUCAGAAGAACAUCCUACAGCGCCUGCAGCAGCUCACCAAACCCUCAGACUAAAACAUUCCUUAAUCCUUAUACUGGGCAUUCUGUGUAGCGCUCUAUAAUCGUCAAGACACAAAAAUAUGUAAUGUAUGGUGUAAAUUUGGAAAUGUUUAAUAAAUGAUGGUGCUCAGAA